Molecule: messenger RNA, 1305 nt
Organism: Leptomonas pyrrhocoris
Lineage: Eukaryota; Euglenozoa; Kinetoplastea; Trypanosomatida; Trypanosomatidae
Exons: 1
Coding region: 61-1305 (414 amino acids)
Source: RefSeq, a predicted model, not a curated record
AGUGUAGAACACCAACCGAGAAGUAUUCUCCCUCCUCCCUCUCCUGCUCGGUGGUUGAAGAUGUCGUCGCGUUACUCGACUGUUCCCCAGUCACCCAUCGACCCCUUCAUCCAGUCCCCGAUGACUGCCGACGAAGACUACGGCGUCGCUAGCCAAGAUCGGGUCUUUGAAGAGCUCCUUGAUGCGGAGGUGGCCGUGAACUUGGAAAAACUGCGCGAGGCAGCCCGCAUGGGCAUCCCGCCUGCCUACCGCGGCGUGGUCUACCGCUACCUGCUGGGCGUCGCCUUCACCGACAAGUCGAGCGAGAUGACGAUGGAGGAGCUGCAGGACAAAGACUUCCAGCUGCUGCGGGGCGCCUACACGCGCAUCUGGGGCGGCGCGGACGAGGACGACGAUCGCGGUGACGCGGGAGGUGGCGCUGACAUAGGCGGCGGACGAGGUACGAGCAGCAAGGUCGCUGCGACGAACGCGCUGAAGACACUCUUGGCCUUCUCUACCUCUUCCACUGCGUCGGCGGUUGGGGCGACAAACCUCAGUGGUCCACUGCAGACCCGCCUAAGCAGCGACGACGCGGAUUGCAGCCGCUGCCCUUUACACAUGCCUUUUACCUAUCGCAGCUCCUCCGCCGUCUUGUCCCACACACCCUCCGCCACCUUAGCGGCGUGGGAGGAGGCGCUGGCGGCUCUCCGCCACGCUGUGCCGUACAAUCACGAUGCGCGGCAGCGAGCGAAGAUCGAGUCGGCGGUCGCCGCCCUGCAAGUCAUGUACAGCGCGGUCUCGAUCGACCACGUCCAGCUGCUCGUCCUCUUUGCUCGCCAGCUCGACCUCAUCUCGAGCACUGCCCGCGACACCUUCUUCACCGUCAACGCGCUCUAUCAAGUCUUGACGCGGGAGCGAAACAUCCUGCACGGUGAACGGGCGCUGCAGCUUCACUGUGCAAACUUUCUCAUGCUCUUUCGAGCCACGCUGCCCCCCUUGUACGAGCACUUCCUUGCAGAGGGCGUGACGACGUGGGAGUGGGUGCCGAGUCUGUUGACGAGCUUCUUUGCGAGUCGCAUGCACCCCGAUGACGUCUGUGCGCUGUGGGACUACUACUUAGCGGACAAGAGUGAGCACCAGGCGAUGGGUCUGCACCCCUACGCGUGCCUCGCAACGCUGUCUGCCCUGACGGAGUUGUUGAUUGAGGCGGAAAAGACGGAGCUGCUGUACUGCUUAGAGCACCUCCCGCGUAUCGACACGGCGGCCAUCAUGCGGAAGGCGGUGCUGAUUCGAGAGUCGGUGUACUCAAAAGGGCUGUUGGCGUGA